AUGAACCUGGACAUCCCAGAUUAUACUAUGUAUGUUGAGGCCCUUGAGAUUCAUCUUCGGGGUGUUUCUGAUGUUCACAGAGAACGUUUAAGGAUCCAUGAAUUAUGCCUAAAAAGCGGUCCAAAUCUUGGGGUUGUAGGUUCAGAAGUUCGACUUCUAUGUGAUCUUGAGCAGCCUGAGCCCACUUGGACUGUCGGACACAUUGGGGGUGCAAUGAGGGGCACUGGUGCUGACCAAAUUUCAGUUUUAUUGAGGACCAUGGUGGAGAGUAAAGCUAGUAACAAUGUGCUGCGGUUGUUUUAUGCACUUGGGUACAAGUUAGACCAUGAGUUGUUGAGAGUAGAAUUUGCUUUCCACUUCCAGCGAGGUGCUCAGGUAACAGUUAAUGUGUCUUCAAUUAAUAAGAUGCCCAAAUUACAUGCGACUGAUGAGGCCGUGCCUAUAACACCGGGUAUACAGGUGGUUGAAGUGACGGCCCCUGCAUCAUCAGAAAACUAUACUGAAGUUGUUCCUGCAAUGUCAUCAUUUUGUGAAUAUCUUGCACCGCUUCUGCAUCUGUGUAAACCAGGUGUUUCAACUGGGGUUGUUCCAACUGCCGCUGCGGCUGCUGCGUUUCUCAUGUCAGACGGUGGGGGUACAACUUUAUAG
This is a messenger RNA of Malania oleifera, 648 nucleotides long. Its product is annotated as mediator of RNA polymerase II transcription subunit 18-like. Gene Ontology annotation, biological process: termination of RNA polymerase II transcription; regulation of transcription by RNA polymerase II. Gene Ontology annotation, molecular function: transcription coregulator activity. NCBI's taxonomy places the organism in Eukaryota, Viridiplantae, Streptophyta, Magnoliopsida, Santalales, Ximeniaceae. Gene Ontology annotation, cellular component: mediator complex; core mediator complex. The coding region runs from base 1 to 648 and encodes 215 amino acids. The transcript is spliced from 5 exons. The record is from RefSeq and is a predicted model, not a curated record.